Molecule: messenger RNA, 2658 nt
Organism: Labrus mixtus (cuckoo wrasse)
Lineage: Eukaryota; Metazoa; Chordata; Actinopteri; Labriformes; Labridae
Product: tetraspanin-9-like
Exons: 13
Coding region: 803-2473 (556 amino acids)
Cellular component (GO): membrane
Source: RefSeq, a predicted model, not a curated record
UUGGGGGAGGAGGGCACUGCUCUUGUUGGAAAUAGGGAAUGCCCGUUAGUUGCGUCUGCCGAUAAUAGCACAUCAGCCAGAGCGCUGCUAUUGGGAGAGCAGAGCGCAGGCAGUGCGGAGGACUGAGCGGCUCAGCACAGAAUGGAACACUAGAGAAGACAGGCACACUCAGAAAGAGAUAAAGCAAGAAAGGAAAGAGAGCAUCGGAGCACGUUGAGAAGAGGAGGACAGAGAAGGAGCGGAGAGCACUGCAAAGAGGAGAGGAGAGGAGAGGAAGGAGAGGAGAGGCAGGGAGAAAAGUUACCAGGUCAGCAAGUGAUCGUGGAAGUGGAGCAGCUGAGACUCACUGGGGUCUCUUUCCUCCUGGAACAGCCUGGCACAGCAAUAAGCAGCACAGGAGGAGAGUGAUAUUACAAGAGGGGGAUAGAAGGAGUGCUGUAACUUCUUCCCGGAAAGACAGUUCUGUCUUCAGGCGUGGGUAAUGCUCCUCACAGGACCCUUGAGCACAGCUACUUCAGGACUAUCACAGCAAGACAGCAGCAGUGAGCAGGAGACUCUUCAGCCUGGCAGAGGUGCCUGGACAGUGCAGCUCUGUUCACCUCUAUACUGAAGACUCACAUACUCAACUGUGUGCUUUCAGGUGGAUGUAGUUGUGUUCCUGUGAGGUUUUUUUAUUUUAUUUUUUGAUCCAGGGAGUGAAUCAGGGGACAUUUGGAGCGUGAUCUGUUCUGUCCUGUCAUCUCUGAGACUAUGGUAGACUGUGCUUCAGGGAGCCCUUCAUCAGCAGCUGCAGCCCUAGAGCAUGGAGAAGUCCAGUAGUGAGGAGUCAGCCAUUCACCGUAGCCCGUCUGUAGAUAGCCACGACUCCGACUUUGCUCAAGCCUCUACGUCUGGCCGCCCGAUUGGCGGCCGCGGCUUCACUGCCGGCGCAUUCUACGGUUCCACGGGGCCGCGCAAAACCGCACAGCAGGCGCAGGCUGGAGCAGCAGCCGACGCCAGCGCAGGAGACAAGACCAACAACAAGUACAGCUCACCCAAAGGCAGCAAAUACGUGGUCUUUUACCUGGAUCUAUCCUUUGUGUUCCUUUUAGAAUUCAAGAAGUGCAACAUGGCAAGAGGCUGCCUCUGCUGCUUGAAGUAUUUGAUGUUCACCUUCAAUCUCAUCUUCUGGUUAUGCGGCUGUGGGCUGCUCGGCGUGGGCAUCUGGCUCUCGGUGUCUCAGGGCAGCUUCGCCACCUUCUCGCCCUCAUUCCCCUCAUUGUCAGCUGCCAACAUGGUCAUCGCCAUCGGCGCCAUCGUCAUGGUAACGGGCUUCCUCGGCUGCCUGGGUGCCAUCAAGGAGAACAAGUGCCUGCUUCUAAGCUUCUUCAUUGUCCUGCUGAUCAUUCUCCUCGCAGAGCUCAUACUGAUCAUCCUGUUCUUUGUGUACUCAGACAAGGUGAGUGAGAAUGCCAAACAGGAUCUGAAGGACGGCCUGGCUCUCUACAACUCAGAGAACAACAUCGGCCUGCGAAACGCCUGGAACAUCAUCCAGGCAGAGUGGAAGUGCUGCGGUGUGAUAGCAUACACCGACUGGCACGAGGCUCUGAAGGAGACGGUGGUUCCUGACCGCUGCUGCCAGGAGCAUUACCAGAACUGUGGGAGAAACUCCACCAACAUGUUCUGGAACAGGGGCUGCUUUGAGAAAGUGGAGGAAUGGAUGGACGACAACAAGCACCUGCUGGUAACCAUCGGCAUGGUCAUCUUGGUGGUGCAGGUUUUCUCUUUGUUAAUCGUCGCGAUGGGGGUGUAUGCAAAGGUCCAGAAGGCUACAGACACGGUGCGGGACACGUUCCUGAUCGACCCGGCUGUCAUCCUAAUUGUGGUGGGGGUGGUCAUGUUCUUCAUCACUUUCUGUGGCUGCAUCGGAGCCCUCCGAGAGAACAUUCGCCUCCUCAAGACAUUCUCCUUCAGCCUGACAUUGGUCUUCCUCACCCAGCUGGCCAUAGCCAUUCUGGGUUUCUUCUACUCGGAUCAGACUCGCGAUGCUUUGGGAAAGUUUGUGAAGAAAGCCAUCACGCACUACAGGGAUGACCUGGAUCUGCAGAACCUGAUGGACUACAUCCAGAAAGAGUUCAAGUGUUGUGGGUGGAACAACUACACAGACUGGUCUUGGAACCUGUACUUUAAUUGUACACACGAGAACCCCAGCUCUGAGCGCUGUGCCGUGCCCUACUCCUGCUGCACUCCUGUUCCUGGAGAGUCAGUGAUUAACACCAAGUGCGGUUUCGGGGUUCAAACUCAGACCUUCCUGGAGGCAGACAAGUCGAUCUACCCGGUGGGCUGUGCAGACAGAGCAGUGAUGUGGGUCGAGUCUCACCUGCUGUUGGUGGGGGCUCUCGCCCUGGGUCUGGCCUUACCUCAGAUUGCAGGCAUCGUGCUGUCCCAGAUCCUGAUCUCUCAGAUCCAAGAUGAGAUUACCUCGGUGUUGUGAGAGUGGGCCCGGCGAGGGGAAGAGGAGGAAAGAAAAGAGAACUCGCAGUUCUCUGCUUUCGGCUCCUCUGACGUGCAAACGACAUCUGUUUUACCGCUACUGUAUCCCUGCAAUGUUUCACCACAUUUCUUCUUCUUCUUCUUGUGCUGCAGCCUGCAGGCAUAAUAGUGUGGUGCACUUUAUUG